Cladocopium goreaui is the source of this 1311-nucleotide messenger RNA. Lineage: Eukaryota; Dinophyceae; Suessiales; Symbiodiniaceae. The record is from the annotation of a GenBank genome assembly.
AUGGAUGAUGGAGAGGAGGUUGAGGGUGAUGAGGACUGGCGCUAUGGACCUUUAGGCCGUGCUGGCGUUCUGAAAGACGCAGAAACAGCAGCCCCUAGCACUGCACCCCCAGUUCGGGAUGCCCAGGUGCCACCUGCCGAAGCUCCGGCGCCAAAACCGAGCGCAUCGCUGCAGCGCAGCGGGGAGGUGAGGCCGCGCACCAUCUGGGCCUACUGGGCACAGGGCCAUCAGCAGAUGCCCCAGUUCUUCCAGAUGUGUGUGGCCACCUGGCAACGGGUGAACCCACAUUGGGAUGUCCGGAUCCUUCAGAAGUCCACGGUCUUGGAAUAUCUCGACGAGGAGGAGCUGCCCAACCGCUUCAUGGAGAUGACCUCGCACCAAACGGCUUCGGAUGCUGUGAGACUGGGCGUUCUGAGCCGCUAUGGCGGGGUGUGGCUUGACGUGAACAUCCUGGUCUGUGGAAGUUUGGACCAGCUCUGUUGGAAUGCCAUCACUUGGGGCCAGAAACCGGCCAUGGUCUUCUUCCACCCUUCCUACGGGACGGAGGCGCUGGGAGGCCAAGACUUCGUGGAGAGUUGGUGUUUGGCCACCAAGCCGCAGAACCCUUUCUUCAUCCGCUGGAGGGACACCUUCAAGGAGCUGUUUCAGGACCGAUUGAACAUUGAGGGUUUGCUGAAACACAGGCUCUACAAGGGCCUUGACCUCAGUGGAUUCGAAAAACUCAACGACGACUUCAGAGGUUCAGGGAUGGAAUUCCGUGAGUACCUGGCCAUCCACGCCAUGUGCCACCGACUGCUGGAGACGGAGCCAGAGGCACGGCGUCUAUGGCGUGACGAGUUCAUCAAGAUCAACGCCGCGGACACGGCAUUUCGAUUGCAAAUGGUGGCGCAGGCCAGUGACAUGCACAUGGCGCAGGUCCUUUUGCUGGAAGAUUCCAGAGCCGAAAAGCUCAUCGAGGGCGUGCCGCUCAUCAAGUUUCGAACGCCGGACUACGGACCGCUGGUGCAGCUGUCGCCUUCACAAUUGAAGGAUCGGCGCCACUUGUUGGGCCGCUUAUUGGAUCCACCUGCACAGGCUUUUCGUGGCGCAGCUGGUGUCGGGUCCGCACGGGCGACGGUUGGCAUGAGUUCCAUUGCACGAGCAGGUGGCCGGCGAUACAUGGCUGCUGCCAGUCUGGCCGUGCUUUGCAGGGGGCUCGUCCCGGCGCCUAGUGGGCUCCCUGCGCGGGCAGGCGUUUGGAGCCACUCGCCAUAUUGGCCCAACAUUCCGCUGCGGGGCCCUGCCAGGCCAGCCUUGCGGCCCUGGAAGUGA